Molecule: messenger RNA, 8136 nt
Organism: Podarcis lilfordi (Lilford's wall lizard)
Lineage: Eukaryota; Metazoa; Chordata; Lepidosauria; Squamata; Lacertidae
Source: the annotation of a GenBank genome assembly
AGUCCUUACCGGAAGCUCCUCAACAAGCGGCGGCGAAACUUUAUUGGCAGAGGGGAAGGGGGAACAGCCGGCGAGGGGAUGUCGGCGAACUACGCGGCGGGGCUGUCGCCUUACUCGGACAAGGGCAAGUGCGGCCUCCCGGAGGUGAGCGGAGGGGACGGGGGGGGGAAGGGGUUGCCAUGGAUACCGAGACUCCCCCUCCCUCCCCCAUUGGACUGCGCGGGGGGGGGCGAGGAGGGCGCCUGAGGGAAAAGACCCGGAUGUGGAGGCAGAAUGGGAAGGACCCGGAUGUUGGGGAUUCCCUCCUCCUCCUCCCCCUCCCGCCUCUGGGCUUUUAAUGUUAUAUUUCCUUCGCUCAGUUCACAGUUUUUAUUAUUUUAUUAUUUUCAUUAUUUUAUUUAUUUAUUAUUGUUCUGUUUUAUUAUUUAUUUAUUAUUUAUAUUUUAUUUAUUUAUUUAUUUUUUAUUGUUUUAUUCAUUUAUAUUUCCAAACUGUUUUGCUUUACUGUAUUUCAUUUCAUAGUCAUUCAUUCAUUUCAUUCAUUCUUUUUUAUUAUUAUUAUUUCCAUGUAUUUUAUUUUUAUUUUCCGUUCAUUCGUUCGUUUCGUUUCAUUCUUUUUGUUUUUAUUUCCAUUAAUUUCCAUUUGUUUCUGUUCGUUCCAUUUUUCAUUUUUAUUUCCGUUUAUUUUAUUUUUAUUAAAUUCACUCGUUUCAUUUCAUUUAUUCUUUUUUAUUUCCAUUUAUUUUUUAAAAAAUUAUACAUUCAGAAAAGUACAGCAUAGUACGGCUUAUUGAGGAAAAAUACAUUUUAGUAAAGAUACAUUCAGAUACAUUCUUAAAGUCAAUGAGAAAGAUACAGCAAAAAUGAUACAUUUAGGUACAGCGAAAAAUGAUACAUUCUCCAAAGCACAGUUUACAUUCUUGUAGGGGAUUAAAGCAGAAUACUAUAUAUCUGAUAUUGGUAGAGUCAUUUUCCUUUAUUCCCCUCUCUGACCCUGACUUGCCGAUCAGAAGGUCAGCGGUUCAAAUCCCCGUGACGGGGUGAGCUCCCGUUGCUCGGUCCCUGCUCCUGCCAACCUAGCAGUUCGAAAGCACGUCAAAGUGCAAGUAGAUAAAUAGGUACCGCUCCGGCAGGAAGGUAAACGGUGUUUCCGUGCGCUGCUCUGGUUCACCAGAAGCGGCUUAGUCCUGCUGGCCACAUGACCAGCUGUACGCCGGCUCCCUCGGCCAGUAAAGCGAGAUGAGCGCCACAACCCCAGAGUCGGCCGCGACUGGACCUAAUGGUCAGGGGUCCCUUUACCUUUACCCUGCCCAUCUGGCUGGGUUUUGCCAGCCACUCUGGGCAGCUCCCAACAGAAUAUUAAAAUACUAUUAAUAGACAGUAGUCUAUUAAACAUUAAAAGCUUCCCUCAACAGGGCUGCCUUCAGAUGUCUCCUAAAAGUCAGGUAGUUGUUUAUUUCCUUAACAUCUGAUGGGAGGGCACCACCACCGAGAAGGCCCUCUGCCUGGUUCCCUACAGCCUCACUUCACGCAGGGAGGGAACCGGCAGAAGGCCCUCAGGAGAUGGACCCCGGUUUCUGGGGUGGAGACGCUCCUUCAGGGAUACUAGGCCAUUUAGGGCUUUCAAGGUCAGCACCAACACUUUGAAUUGUGCUCGGAAACAUCCUGGGAGCCAAUGUAGGUCUUUCAGGACCGGAGUUACAUGGUCUCCACUCCCAGUCCCCAGUCUGGCUGCCGCAUUCUGGAUUAGUUGCAGUUUCCGGGUCACCUUCAAAGGUAGCCCCAUGUAGAGUCCCUGAUGGGGAAAAGGCAGUUUAUAUAAAUAAACAGAGGAGAAUAACUGCAACUUUCCCAGCUGACCUAUACUGCGCUUCCUCUGUUUCUCUCCCCCCCCCAACCUCCCAUUCAGUUUUUUGACCCUCCGGACGAGCUGGACAGGAAAGUCGCCCAGCUGGCCCUCUUGAUCCGGGAGGCUUCCAACGUGGUUUUCCACACCGGGGCUGGCAUCAGCACGUCUUCGGGAAUCCCAGACUUCAGGUGAGUGGAGCGACGGGUAUUUGGGACUUGGGAACCCCCUACGCCCCCCUCCAAGGCCGCUGAUUUGUUAUGGGUCACCCAUGAAGAUCCUGGGUAGCAGCCUUUCUGUCAGGUAAAGAUUUGCCCCCCUGUUCCCUGCAGAGGCCCCAAUGGCGUCUGGACCAUGGAGGAGCGGGGUCUGUCCCCGAAGUUCGACACCACCUUUGAGAACGCGCGGCCGUCCACGACCCACAUGGCCCUCUUGGGGCUCCAGAGAGCAGGCGUCCUGCGGUUCCUGGUCAGCCAGAACGUGGACGGUCUCCACGUACGCUCGGGGUUCCCCAGGUAAGGGGACACUUCCCGUGGCUUUGUGCCGUGUGAAGAAAUCGCUUUCGUUAAGCUCUGGGACAGCUCAGGGGGCAGAGCAUGAGACUGUCAAUCUGUGGGUCGCAGGUCCAAGCUAUCUAUCAUGAAUGCCGUGCUCCACGAUUCUGCAGUUCCAUGCACAUUAAAAAAAGCAAAGCCUCUGGUCUGAUCUCAGGUCCUUUUACAGCAUCAAGCUGUCAAAGUUCCACACCCUCUCUUUUCUCCUCUUCCGCAGGGACAAGUUGGCGGAGUUGCACGGGAACAUGUUUGUGGAGGAAUGCAUGAAAUGUGGAAAGUAGGUACCCUCUCCGGCGAUGUGGGUUCCUCGGCUUCCUGUGGGUGGUGGUGGUGGCAGGGAGAUUCCUCCCCCUGGUUCCAGCUGCCUCCGUUGCAAAAUUAAAUGUGAGGAUGUGGCACAGCAGGGAAAGGGGGAAUCAAAACGACAGAGGUCGGGUGGGGUGGAGGAAAGGCCGCAGAAUUUGGGGCCUUAAUGCAGCAGUGGGGAACCUUUUUGCCGCUGCCCAAGACGCUGCUGAAUCACAACUCCCACCAUCCCCAGCCGUCGAUCGUGCUUCCAUGCAGGGGGCCUGGUGGGAGUUGUAGUUUGGCGGUGCCUGGAAGGUCACAUCUGGCAGCCCAAAGGCAGCUCUCGCCAGCCCGGAUGUUUUGGGAACUGGUAGGACAGUUGCGGAGGGACGCGGGUGUCGCUGUGGGUUAAACCACAGAGCCUUGGACUUGCCAAUCAGAAGGUCAGCGGUUCGAAUCCCCGCGACGGAGUGAGCUCCCGUUGCUCGGUCCCUGCUCCUGCCAACCUAGCAGUUCGAAAGCACGUCAAAGUGCAAGUAGAUCAAUAGGUACCGCUCCGGCGGGAAGGCAAACGGCGUUUCCAUGCGCUGCUCUGGUUUGCCAGAAGCGGCUUAGUCCUGCUGGCCACAUGACCCGGAAGCUGUACGCUGGCUCCCUCGGCCAAUAAAGCGAGAUGAACGCCACAACCCCAGAGUCAGCCACGACUGGACCUAAUGGUCAGGGGUCCCUUUACCCUUUACCUUUAAGAUGCUGCUGAAUCACAACUCCCACCAUCCCCAGCCGUCGAUCGUGCUUCCGUGCAGGGGGCCUGGUGGGAGUUGUAGUUUGGCGGUGCCUGGGAGGCCACAUCUGGCAGCCGAAAGGCAGCUCUCGCCAGCCCGGGUGUUUUGGGAACUGGUAGGACAGUUGCCAACCCAAACAGUUGGCCUGGAAAGGUGGGUGGGUGGGUGGGUGGGUCAGGGAGGAAAACCCCCCGACUGGAAUGGACCUUUGCUGCAAGGUCUGAAUUGCAGGGGCAAGCGGUGGAUCGAAGAGGGCAGGGAUUCCUCUUCUCAUGGCAUGACUCUGCUCCCCGCUUGCUCCCAGGAAACCUCCACUCCUCCCUCUGUGUGUUUGUCUUUAAGGCAGUAUGUGAGGGACGCCGUGGUGGGCACCAUGGGCCUGAAGCCCACCGGCCGGCUGUGCGAGGUCUCCAAGCGCAGAGGCCUUCGGUCCUGCAGGUACGUGGUGGGGGAAGGUUCGGGCUAGUAAUUGUGUGUCAUAUUUUAAUAGCCGCCACACAAAAUUUUGACCACCUUGCGAGUUAUACCAUGGGGUUGUUCUCUAGCAGCAAGAAACUCUUCAGAACUUGCCGUGCAUGUCUGGGGUAUCGCACCUAGCUGAAUAGAAGUAAGCAUUUCAAAUGAAACCCACAAGUUUGGGUUUCUUGUUUUUGUUUAUCCAACUAAAACUCUCCCCACCCCAACCCCGCUUUUUCUCAAAAGAGGGAAGCUAAUAGACACCAUCUUGGACUGGGAAGAUUCCCUGCCUGACCGGGACCUCAAUCUGGCAAGUGAAGCGAGCAGGUAAGGGUAUUUUAUUUAUUUUAUUUGUUGUUUAGUCGUUUAGUCAUGUCCACCUCUUCGUGACCCCCUGGACCAGAGCACACCAGGCCCUCCUGUCUUCCACUGCCUCCUGCAGUUUGGUCAAACUCAUGCUGGUAGCUUCGAGAACACUGUCCCACCAUCUCGUCCUCUGUCGUCCCCUUCUCCUUGUGCCCUCCCUCUUUCCCAACAUCAGGGUCUUUUCCAGGGAGUCUUCUCUUCUCCUGAGGUGGCCAAAGUCUUGGAGCCUCAGCUUCAGGAUCUGUCCUUCCAGUGAGCACUCAGGGCUGAUUUCCUUCAGAAUGGAGAGGUUGGAUCUUCUUGCAGUCCAUGGGACUCUCCAGAGUCUCCUCCAGCACCAGAAUUCAAAAGCAUCCAUUCUUUGGCGAUCAGCCUUCUUGAUGGUCCAGCUCUCACUUCCACACAUCACUACUGGGAAAACCAGAGCUUGAACUAUACGGACCUUUGUUGGCAAGGUGAUGUCUCUGCUUUUGAAGAUGCUGUCUAGGUUUGUCAUUGCUUUUCUCCCAAGAAGCAGGCGUGGCUGCUGUCACCAUCUGCAGUGAUCAUGGAGCCCAGGAAAGUAGAAUUUAUUUUAUUUUAUUUUUAUUUAUUUAUUUUGUCCCCUGCAGGAGAGCCGAUUUGUCCAUCACUCUGGGGACGUCCCUGCAAAUCAAGCCCAGUGGAGACCUUCCUCUGUUGACCAAGAAGAAGGGAGGGAAACUGGUGAUUGUGAAUUUGCAGCCAACAAAGCACGUGAGUUCAAUUCGGGCCUCACCGGCAGCUCAGGAACUGCAACCAGUCUUAGAAACUCAAAUAUAUCAGCUAGGUGCCAAAUGCCUCCUUAAACCAAGGUUGCGGUCGGCGAAACAGAAUGUCUAGUUGUCACGAUUUAAAUCACGAAUUUGGUUAUCAAGAUUUAAAUCACUAGUCAGUAAGACUUGAUUUAAAUCAUUUUAUUUUAUUUUACAGAAAGACUCAGCCUUGCUGGUAUCAUCUUAAUAUUUACAACCAGAGUAGUUUUUACAGUUGUAUCCAAAAUUACUGAUUUGGUUAUACUAUUAGAAAUACAUAGACCGGUAAUUACGAAAUUAUGGUGAGGUUUAAUAAGUUAACUUUUCUGCUGUACUUUAUAGGAAGGAGACAAAUAACCAUUUCCUUAAUAGCAAUUUAAACAAUUAAUUUAACUAAAACAAUGACGUUAUAGCGUAUGUAUCCAUGUUUGUUUACUGAUGCGGUUAAACAAUUUUCAAAAAAAUAAAAACUUAGACUGAGUUUAGGCACACAUGGGAAACUUAAAACAAAUCCUUAUUUCCUGACGAAUAGCCUUUGGUCUAUAAUGUAACUUAAAUAGAAAAUCUUUAGAAAAAUUCCUCCCUCCCCAAUAAAGCAUUUCAUUUUAAAAAUCCGAUUUAAAUCAAAUCCGAUUUAAAUUUUUAAAAAUCUGAUUUAAAUUUAAAAAUUCUGAUUUAAAUGAAAAAAAACUGAUUUAAAUGAAAAAAAAUCCGAUUUAAAUGAAAAAAAAAUCCAUUUUUGAAUUUAUUUAUUUUUUUAAAAAAUCGAUUGAUUUUCAUCCACCCUGCUUCGUAGGCCGCCUCGGCGCUGCCAACCCCCGUUCCCCACCUCUCUCUCUUUCUCUCCCCUUCAGGACAAGCACGCUGACCUGCGGAUCCACGGCUAUGUGGACGACGUCAUGGCAAAGCUCAUGAAACACCUCGGCUUGGAGAUCCCCGAGUGGACUAGUCCGCUGGUGGUGGAGAGCGCGGAACUCGCUGAGACCAAAGCGUUCGCCAAGCCCGGCACGGACUUUAAGUUCCUGACCAAGGCGGAGCCCCUGGGGGGAAACCCGGAGGACGGCGCCUCUCCGAAACAGGAGCCCUGUGCGACUCCGGACAGCGACCGCGUCGUAGCCAAGCGUUUGAAAUUGGAGCCUCUGCCCACCUGAUGGAUCCUGCGCACGUUCGUCCGGGUCGUCUGUCUUAGAAACAUUUUUUUUACUUGUAUAUAGGACUUUUCAAAGACCAUCCCUCCUUGUUUAUGUGGGUUUUUUCCCCCCCACCGUGGGAAAGUUUGUCUCCUUUUCACAAGUCUACUUGCACACUCCAGGCACGUUCCGUCCCCACGAGAUCGCUUCCAAGACCUCAUUUGUACCUAACGAGGCAGCCACAAUUUCCCACUCUGGGGUCUUUUCCCCGCACGUUCUCCACCCUCCGUCCCCCGCCGGCGGAGACGUUUCAUCCGCAUACGGACAAAAAAGGGGAAACACAUACUAAAAUGCUGGCGGGUUUUCACGAAGUUAAAAAUAAAAACAAAUUGCCAAAUUCCUGGAGAAUGGAACUUAAGUUCAGGGGAAGUGAGCAAACCAAAAGUGGCAAAUUUGUCCAUCUCUAAUCCAAAAUAAGCACUAUAAUAGGAGUGGAAGAAUCAGUGAAAUUAUAAAUGAUGAUUUCCCAGAAGCAAUUUUCCUCGAGUUACUGGGUCUGCUACAUGAAUUUUUGGUCAUGUCAAUGGUUCUUUGAAGCCUUAACCCAAGGUAUGUUGUUGUUAUUAUUUAUUAUACGAUGGCACUCAUCUGACCGGGUUGACCCAGCCACUCUGGGGGCUUGGUGCUCAGAAUAAAGUUUCCCUGCAUUCCCUUGGCAAGCAAACCACUUUGGGAUUCUUAUUAAUUACGAUUCUUCCGAAACCGCCUCUCUGCCCAACAAACAAUCGGAACCUGGCCCAGGUGUGGUUGUGCAAACAUGUUUGCACAUCUUGCUUGGAAAGCGAGCUCGGGGAGCAAAAGAGCUCAGUGCUGUGGGUCGUCGUUAAUCUCCCCUCUGCAAUUAUAGAAGCAGCAGUCAUUGCAGCAAUUACUUUGACGAACGAUGCGCAAAGGGAGCAAAGGACAGGGCCAGUUUUCCUUCGCUCUCUGCAACUUUUGCAGCUGGUCUCUCUGCAGUUGCUGUUGCCCCUGGAGUCUCAGACCUCUGCUCCUCCAAAACGCUUCCUUUCCCUGGGUGCAGCCACAAAUAGGGAGGGGGGCACUGAAAUAUUUGUUGUUGUUGAGUCGUUUAGUCGUGUCCGCCUCUUGGUGACCCCCUGGACCAGAGCACGCCAGGCCCUCCUGUCUUCCACUGCCUCCCGCAGUUUGGUCAGACUCAUGUUUGUAGCUUCGAGAACACUGUCCCACCAUCUCGUCCUCUGUCAUCCCCUUCUCCUUGUGCCCUCCAUCUUUCCCAACAUCAGGGUCUUUUCCAGGGAGUCUUCUCUUCUCCUGAGGGGGCCAAAGUCUUGGAGCCUCAGCUUCAGGAUCUGUCCUUCCAGUGAGCACUCAGGGCUGAUUUCCUUCCGAAUGGAGAGGUUGGAUCUUCUUGCAGUCCAUGGGACUCUCAAGAGUCUCCUCCAGCACUUCUUCUUGCAGUCCAUGGGACUGAACUAUUGGCUUUGCCUAAACUCAAAUUCCCCAGUCUAAUAUCCCGAGUGCUGCAAGAUCCCAAAAGCGCCUGGACUAAAAUGGUCUAUCAGAAAAUUCACUCUGCUGGUUUAUCACCACAACAGCUACUUGCUUUGGGUUUUGGUAAAGCAAGUGGUCUAAUUUGUCGGCGCCUAAAUGAUAUCAAGCGUCAGAACAACUAGGCCACAAUAAGGAGAUUUUGCCCAUGGCAUGGCUAUUUUCCACCUACCCAUUUUGACACUCCGGCACCCUAUCUACAAAACCUAGCAAUUCUAAAAUACAGACGCGCUUUUACCCUCGGAAGAUUGAAAGUCUUGCCCUCGGCUGGACUUGAAGGGACCAGGUUUCUUCGCUUUCUGAAAGUCUAGAAAGCAUUUGUUGAAUAUUAUUUUUUGCUUCGUCAUUAAAAACUCACAGCAGUGAUAAUCA